Talaromyces proteolyticus is the source of this 1326-nucleotide messenger RNA. RefSeq names its product putative transcription factor TFIIE complex alpha subunit. The coding region runs from base 1 to 1326 and encodes 441 amino acids. Lineage: Eukaryota; Fungi; Ascomycota; Eurotiomycetes; Eurotiales; Trichocomaceae. The record is from RefSeq and is a predicted model, not a curated record. Gene Ontology annotation, cellular component: transcription factor TFIIE complex. The transcript has 3 exons. Gene Ontology annotation, biological process: transcription initiation at RNA polymerase II promoter; transcription open complex formation at RNA polymerase II promoter.
AUGGAUGUCGCAAACUCCUUAGUCCGCAGCGUCGUACGCGCUUUCUACGAGACCAGACAGAUCUUGGUGGUGGAUGCCUUGUUUAUACAUUCAGUACUUCAUGCAGAGGACCUGGCUCAUUUACUUGGCAUGCAACAAAAGGACUUGCGGAAGCUCUGCGCAAGGCUGCGGGAAGACCGUCUCAUCGCAGUUCAUACGCGAAGUGAAAUUCGUGAAGGCUCGACUCGCCCCGUAAACCGCGAUUACUACUACAUUCCAUUACAUCCCGUAAUCGACGCAAUCAAAUUCCGCGUUCUCCGGUUGACUUCUACCAUCAAAGCGCAAUACACACCAAGCGAAGAUCGAAAAGAAUAUAUAUGUACACAAUGCGGGGCCGAAUGGACCGAACUCGAUGUUCUAAGCCUCUACAACGAAGAAGGCUUCGAAUGCCAACAUUGUGGCCACAUUCUACAGCCGACCGAAGACGUGAGAGGCACAGAUGGUCUUGACCGAACCGGGCAUGAGAAGAAUAGUAAAUUGAUGGUGCAGCUGGAUUCAAUCAUGAGCCUUUUGAAACAGAUCGAUGCAACAGAUAUUCCUAUGAACGACUUUGACUCCGCCUGGGAUCACAGGAUUGAUGUUGUUCGCAAUCAACAAACCCAUCCUUCCAAGCCUGCUAUAGCAGCAGCAGUAAAACAACCAACUGCAGUUCGCGGGACUACAAAAAUCGACGCUACUGCAAUUGAAAUUUCCCUCCAGUCGUCGGCCGAGAAGAGUGCCGCUGAACAAGCCGCUGAAGUGGCCCGCAAGGCGGCCAUCGAAAAACAAAAUGCUCUUCCAGUCUGGCACACUCAUUCAACAGUCUCUACAGGGGCCGGAAACGCUGGUCAAAUCAAGGGCGAAACGGGAAUCGAUGUGAAGACUGGAAUUAAAGACGAAGAGGAACAGAAGCCUACCAUUGAUGCACUGGAUGACAUCGCUGCUUACUAUGCCGAAAUUGCAAAGGCCAAGGCAGAAGAGGCGUCCUCUGCAGAUGAAGACUCUGAAGAUGAUGAUGAAUUCGAAGAUGUCGGGGAUAUCUCUGGCACUGGUAGUGCUGUAGGUACUCCGGCAGCAGUUAUGAGUGGUGGGCUUGGCCCUACAAGCGCUCCAGCUAUGGGGGCUUCUCCGAUGACUGGUAUAAAGCGGGAACUAGACUCAGAAUCAGGAAGUAGUGCUCCACAAACCGCUGCAGGUACCCCCGCAACACCAGCAGACGAUGGUCCAUUGGCCAAAAGAGUCAAAACCGAGGAAAUUGUUAAGGAGGAGGAAUCUGACGAGGAUGACGAAGAGUUUGAAGACGUAUGA